GAUUUUCAGAGGGAUCGGAAUAACGACGUUAUGGUCAAAGCAAUCAACUACCUAAACUGAAAGUGUUAACAACAUUACAUUUUUAUCGGCGACAUAAACUAAUUUUAUUUCAAAAAAGUUGAAAAAUGGGAGGAACAAAUGGAAAAUAUGCAAAAUAUAUUUACUUAAUUUUAAUAGUUUUAAUACAGUUAACGCUAUUAACUGUAGCUAAAAUUAAAUGUAUUCAAUGUGGUGGCAAGAAGGAGAUUUGUAGUACAGAACUAGAAGAAGAACCCAAAGAUUGUCCUGAUAACCAUCACACAAAAUGCUUUACACAAAUUGACACCAGUGGCAACAUAGAAAGAGGCUGCAAAACCGACGAUGAAGCCCAAAAUUGUAAAGCCGAAAAUAAUUGCAUUAUUACUGAUGAGGAAAAAAACAAUCAAUUUAUUUGCAAAAAAUGUGAUGCAACCGAUGAAAAGUGCUCACAAACCGAUAUGAAUAUUAACGAUCUAAAAUACAAUCAAAUCUGCGAAGAGGGUAUUAAGAAAUGUUUAAAGAAAGUCGAAGAAAAACUUGUCGUUAGAGAUUGUGCCACUGAGACUGAUAUCAUCAAAUGUACCGAUGCAAAUGUCUGUGAAAUAUGUGACAGUAUCAAUUGCAAUUCUGGUAUAUAUCCUAAAAAACGUAUCAUUUGCUAUCAGUGCACUGGUAGCAGCUGCCUAGAUGUUACUGCUGAUAAUAUAGUUUACAAGGCCUGUACUAAUUACGAAGAGGACGAUCGAUGCUAUACCAUAGCCAAGAGUGAGACCGACAUGAUACGUGGUUGCAAGUCCGAUACCAAGGAUAAUCCAUGUUCUGACGCUGCUGUGGGUUGUGCCUAUUGUACCAGCGAUAAUUGCAAUAAUCUAAAGUAUAAAUAUGAACAAAAGCUCAGGUGUCAUCAGUGCACCAGUGACGAUCAAGAAAACGAAUGUUUCAAAACUCAAACUAGUCAGGUAUUUGAGGAAUGUGAAAAUGAACUUUUUUAUAAUGAAUCCGAAUACUGUUAUCUCCACAUGAAUGAUUCUACAAUUGAACGUGGUUGUCUUCAGGAUCAACCCUUACUAACCGUUGACAAUUGUCAUGAUGACGAAAAUUACAUCUGCUAUAAAUGCAACCAUACCAAUGGUUGCAAUAGUAAGGAGAAAUAUCCCUAAAAAUAAAGACAAUUCUCAGUGUAAUGUCGCUUUUUCCUAUUAAAUAAAAUUUAUGUUCCUCAC
Messenger RNA from Lucilia sericata (common green bottle fly), 1241 nucleotides. RefSeq lists its product as uncharacterized. The transcript is spliced from 3 exons. The coding region runs from base 126 to 1178 and encodes 350 amino acids. NCBI's taxonomy places the organism in Eukaryota, Metazoa, Arthropoda, Insecta, Diptera, Calliphoridae. The record is from RefSeq and is a predicted model, not a curated record.